CACUCAUAAAAAAACAUAUCUCUCAUCCGUUUGCUUGCUGAUUUUGAAAAUUGGCUCAGCACUAAUACUGAUUGGACAAGAAGAAUGAUUUGAACAGAUGGAGCUACCUGCAUAUAUAUAUGUUUGAGGAUUACCGAUAUAAUAUCUAACAUGUUUGGAGCAGUGCUAUUAAUUAUAUGCUAAAACAAACAAACAAACGAAUAAAAAACAUUAAAUAGUAUAAAGCUAAGCAUCCUGCUAUUUACGCAAAAGUGGUACGAAAAACAGUACGAAAAAUACUGUAUUUAUUGUAUUUGCAAAAUUUUAAAUAUAAAAGCUGUUUUAAGAUGUUUUAUAUCGUCUUAAGGGUCUCACUCUCGAGGUAUAUAUUCUGAAUAAUGCUUUGCUAUGUAAUAUUUUUCAAAAAUCUAUCCUGACUUUUAUAAAUGAUACUUUAAUAAAUGAUACGUUUAUAACGACUUUUAUAAUGAUCACUGCGCGGUAAAUUUUUAAUUAGCCAAGGGCAAUAUUUCUCUGUAAUUUUUCAUAAUGUUUACUGAGACAAUCUCUUGAAAAAGAAUAUAAGAUAAAUAAAAAUGCUACCGUCACAAAGUGAGUACCGAUGUCAUUUUUUUUACCAAAGUAGCAUUGGAACAUCUUUGCAACAAAUGUACUAAUCUGUCAAAUCGGUCAGACUUUCAGCACAAGAGCAUGGAUUAUAGGUGUCUGUCAAGCGUUGAGACCUCCAAGGUUGCAGAACACUUAUUUUAAUUGUGCURCCAUCGCUUCUUAAGUAUUUUCCACAUUCAUCUAGAAAUUACACGUAUACUGUGAGUGGUCAAAUCAGCCACAUGAGCUCAUUGUGUACUACACAUUCCUGAAAAGCCUUAAUUGACAAAUGACGUGAAUCAGCAGGGCAUUUCACUCCAGUCAUUGCUAGAAUUUCAACCAUUUUAUAACCGACAAAUGGKUAUUYAUUAAUUGCCGGUGUAUUGGUUGAUAAAGAUUAUUUCAARGUGCAGUGAGUCMUCAUUGGACAUCAAGUCACCGUAAAUUGCAGGGUCCUGAUGAGGAGCCUUGGAUAAGUUUACAAGAGCAAGGACUGAACAGACAUGGAUUCCAUUGUGUUUUCUGUGAGCUUUAUUCUGGUGGCUUCCAUGAUGUGUAAGGCCGAAACCGUCAAAGCGUCAAUGGGGAAACUUCAUCAGAAGAGAAGUCAAGGAGCAGUUUUACAUUCAAUGGUGUUUGACAUUAAAGAAAACAGUGCAAACGAGAAACAAUUUGUGGACCGCAUCUUGUCUCUUGCAAACGCUAAAGUACAUAGUACCCAUGCUUCCCUAUCGAACAACGCCAAGAUGAUGAACCAGCGAUCACAAAGGAAAAGAAAGUCAAUAUUUGGUAUCGAUAACCGUAUCAGUGUUGGGACGUCGAUACAAGCUCAGAUGUAUCCAUAUUCAACAGUCGUCACAUUGUCAAGUGGAUGUACAGGAACGUUGAUUGGUGCCCAACACGUCUUAACUGCUGCUCACUGCGUUCAUAAUGGGAAAAAGUUCAUAAAAAGGUCCAGGAAACUGAAAAUAGGAAUGCUGCAAAGAAAUGGCGCUUUCCGAUGGAUCAAAGUAAGCAGAAUCCAUCUUCCAAAGCAGUGGUUAAGGAUCUCGACCAAAGAGCGCGUCAAGCACGAUUACGCUGUGUUGAAACUAAAGCGUCCCCAUAGACGCCCAAUAAUGGCCAUAAAGGCAUCAGAUCUGAAAAGGGGCUCCACGAUGCGGUUUGCUGGUUUCCAUGGCGACAAGGUAUCGAAUACAAUGUGGUACUCACAGUGUCCAGUGAUGGGAGUCAUCAGUGGUGCUGUACUUAGUCACUGUGAUGGCGCUAAAGGCAUUUCGGGUUCAGGAGUGCGUUCAGACAACGCUGUGGUUGGAGUUGUAUCAGCUAUUGGUACAGGAAGAUAUAGAGGCAGAAGUCUUGAAUUCAACGUUGUCAUCACUCUCACUCCAAGAAAGGUCAGGAGAAUUUUGAGAUGGAUGAAGAGAGGAAAUAAGAAACGACGAAUCAGAGCAAGAAGAAAAAAAGCUCAUCAAUGAUUAUUUUCAUCCAUUCAUCCAAAAUGUAACGGAAAUUAUAACUUUCUCUACGUUGAAGCCCGAGAGAUUUACGGGCUAUCCAUUUAUUAACAGUUCACAGCGACGAUAAUAAUUUACUUACAUCAACUCUCUCUGCAAUUGCUCUAAUAACAGAACGGAACUCUUAGUAUUUUAUAAAUGCUCUGUACAACUUGCCACACUAAAGUUGAUAAUUUGAUGGUGAUGUUAAUGAUGAUGACAAAAAAUCAUUUAAGCAUUUGAUCGAAAAUUCUCAGUAAUUAUGAUAUCUACCUGUAGUGUCAAGAAAAGACUGUUCUUUUUUCAAAGUAUUUUUGUAUAAAUAAGCUUUAUGUCGCUAUAUGAUAUGAACUAAGCAGUUUUAUAAAGACACGAACGAGGCCAUAAAUUUCACUGAUCUUUCAGUUUAGAAUUUAGUGUUUUGGAAAAUCCAAUCUUAUUUUAACAAAAUAUUUAUUUGCACUAUGACUGUUAUAUUAAUAUCUCAAUAUAAUAUUAUUUCGCAGCUGAAAGCCAAUGAUUUGUAGAGUCCAAUUGCCAGUUAUACGCUCAUAGUGAAAUCUCUUUCAUAUUUUUCAUUAUAUUCACUUAUAUUUACAACAUUAGUUUCUUAGUUUUAGGUUAAAGUUUUCUUGGUUUUCUUAUUAUUUAAUUCAAAAUGGUUUCUUAUUGGAACCAUGAGAUCAAAUAUUUAUAUGCCCAUGGCAUGAUGAAAAAGUAAAAAGGUUUUCCUUUUGAUAUUCCUUCUUUAGGUUGUAUAUAUUUUGAGAAUAAAAAAUGUAUACUGAAAGUG
Molecule: messenger RNA, 2877 nt
Organism: Exaiptasia diaphana
Lineage: Eukaryota; Metazoa; Cnidaria; Anthozoa; Actiniaria; Aiptasiidae
Product: serine protease 23
Exons: 3
Coding region: 1092-2066 (324 amino acids)
Biological process (GO): proteolysis
Molecular function (GO): serine-type endopeptidase activity
Source: RefSeq, a predicted model, not a curated record